Messenger RNA from Seminavis robusta, 396 nucleotides. The record is from the annotation of a GenBank genome assembly. Lineage: Eukaryota; Bacillariophyta; Bacillariophyceae; Naviculales; Naviculaceae.
AUGAGCCAACAACGUCAGUCUGACCCGCCUAACUUGUUUGGUUGGUUGGUCCGAUCUUGGUUUGCGCAUCGGCACCACAGCAACCAAUUCCUUGGUAGCACGGGAGGGGAGGACGAACUCUUCCAGUACACUUCUACGGAGCAAUACUGUAAUGUUGUUGGAUCCCUUGAGUCAAGUCUCGACCAGAGAGGCGGGAGCAAGCCAACAAUCCAGGGCAAGCUGGGGAAGCAGCACGGGAUCUUCCGGUCCAAUCAUGCUGCAGCCAGCUGGUUCAACUCCAGAUGGCCCUCCGCGUGUCUUUGGCUUCUCUGCUCCCAAUCCUCAAGCCACCAGAUCGCUUUUCUCGUUGCAGUAGCAAUCUUCUUUGUAAACAAAAGGAACCAACCUUUAGAAUAG